CUUCUUCUUCUUCUUCUUCUUCUUCUUCCACCCAACCAACCAACCACCACCGAGUUUCUUCUGUUUCGCGGUUAUUGAAAAAAUCACAUUUCGCGGGCGAGGGAACAAAAGGGUAAAGUUUUUUCGUUUAUUUCAGCGGCUUUACCUCUUAUUUUUAUUUUCGUGGAAAAUUAAGAGCUCGCGGCAACUUAGAAUUAGGAUUCUUGGAAUCGCUUAUUGUAUCGACUCUCUCCCCUCCCCUCCCAUCGCGCAUCCGAGAGUUUAAUUACGAACCUGCCAUCUUUCUUUGUAGGCAAGUAUUUAACAUAAACAUGGAUAGAGCUAUUAGAAGGAGAACGACGAGUAGUGGAUCUGGUUUGGAUCAGACUAAUGGAGCAGAGGUAACUCCAACUCCUAACAAAGUACCAGAGGCAGAAAGUCACAUGAAACAUGAAUCGACCAAUGAUGUAAACGGUAAUGUAAAGAUAGCCAAUGGGGUUUCUGGUGAAGAAGAACAAGAAUCAAGAACCCCUGUAACCGUAAAGAAGAGUUCUGGUACUAAAUUUACAGGUUCGCAUCGUGAACUUGUCCUUGGUCUUCCUUGCCGUGGACAAUUUGAGAUCAAGCGGAGUUCCAAGAAGCUAGGAGGUGGUGGUGGUGGUGGUAAAAAGAAUGUGCUGGCUUCAAGUCACAAGAGAGCUCAGGGAUCUAAAGAAGCUGCUUCUGUUCGUUCUAAUCCUACGCCUGUAAAUGAAUCAAAGAAAAGGAAGAAUUAUAUUAAUAAAGUAGAAGUUAGAGAAGAUGAUGAGUACACAAGGAUCAAGAAGAAACUUCGGUACUUUCUAAACCGGAUCAGCUACGAGCAAAGCCUUAUUGAUGCUUAUUCUUUAGAAGGCUGGAAAGGUUCAAGCGCGGAAAAGCUAAGGCCAGAGAAAGAGCUUGACCGAGCUAAGAAGGAGAUUCUACGACGCAAAGUUAAAAUCAGAGACCUUAUUCAGCAUCUGGACACACUCUGCGCCGAAGGGAACAUUCCAGAGUCUUUAUUUAAUUCUCAUGGAGAGAUCUCUAGUGAGGAUAUCUUCUGUUCAAAAUGUGGUUCGAAGGACGUACAUAUUGAUAACGAUAUCGUACUAUGCGAUGGGUUUUGUGACCGAGGCUUUCACCAGUACUGUGUUGAACCACCUUUGCGGAAAGAAGAUAUUCCUCCGGAUGAUGAGAGCUGGUUAUGCCCUGGAUGUGCUUGCAAAGAUUAUAGCUUUGAGUUGCUCAAUGAUUCUUUGGGGACAAAACUCUCGGUCAGCGACAGUUGGGAGAAAGUAUUUCCUGAGGCAGCAGCAGCGAUGGCUGGUGGUGGAGGUUCAAAUCUGGACUGUGAUCUUCCUUCAGAUGAUUCUGAGGAUGAAGAGUACGAUCCGGAGGGUUUGAAUGAUAAUGAAGGUGAUGAAGAUGGCAGUGAUGAGUCUGAGAACGAAGAUGGGAGUUCGGAUGAAUCUGCAUCUGCAUCUGAGGAAAUGAUUGGAUCAUUUAAAGAUGCAAAAGAUAUAAUGAACCUUCCGUCUGAUGAUUCUGAGGAUGAUGACUAUGAUCCUGAUGCUCCAGCUCGUGAUGAAGAUAAAAUGCAAGAAAGUUCAAAUUCAGACGAUUCAGACUCUGAUGAUGUGGAAGCUAACUCAAAAGGAGAUGAGUCUGAUCAGCAAGAUGAAGUUACGCCACAUGGGAAGCUAGGCAGAAAAAAAUCUAAGCUCCCAGAUGUUUCCAUCUCAGAGUCAGAUGCUGGGAUUGGUGAAGAUGUUCCGGGGAGGAGGAAGGUUGAAAGGCUGGACUACAAAAAGCUCUAUGAUGAGGAAUAUGAGAACGUUCCUACGUCAUCAAGUGAUGAUGAGGAUUGGGAUAAAAUUGCGGGAAAAGAAGAUUUCGAGUCAGCAGAUGAAGGGGACACUGUACCUCUGGAACAGCCUUCCAUAGAAGAAGAUCAGAAACCGAAAAGAGAAAAUAAAAAGGUUACUUUGAAAGCGCCACAAGAAGCACCCAGAGAAGAUGGUUGUUCUGGCAAACAAAGCAGCUCUGCAUCAUCUAAACAGACAAAUCCCAAAACUCAGAGAUUAUUUGAGUCUUUUCAUGAGAAUAGAUAUCCAGACAUUAGCACAAGGGAGAACUUAGCCAAAGAGCUACAGAUGACAGUUAAACAAGUUAAUAACUGGUUUAGGAAUACGCGUUUUUCAACAAGCAAAACAAUGUCUUCAAAGGAAGAUGUUGAGAAGUUAAGAACAUGCAAGGAACGUGACGGUGAGACAUCUGUUGCUGGAAGUAGCAAACAAACCGAACCAGUCACAGAGAAUAAGAGUGGAGCAUCGGAGUCAACUAGUAGUGGAUCAAGAAAAAGAAGGAGAAGGUAGACUUAGAGAUUCUUAAUCAUGAAGGGUUUUAGUUAACUUGUCGAUUAUGAAGACUUCGAAGUUGUAGCAUUGCAAGAAUCAGUGAUGCUAAAGUGAAAAAGUUGAGGCAACAUAAAGAUAUAUUUGGUCAGAUGAAAAAUUGGAUAUGUUUGGUUCAUUUUGAUUUGUAUGUCAUGAAUUUAUGAUUAUGAAAUUUUUUGUUUAUGGUAAGAUCUGAAAGAAUGAUUUGUGAA
Messenger RNA from Brassica oleracea var. oleracea, 2608 nucleotides. RefSeq names its product homeobox protein HAT3.1. Gene Ontology annotation, molecular function: DNA binding; chromatin binding. Gene Ontology annotation, biological process: regulation of DNA-templated transcription; chromatin organization. The coding region runs from base 312 to 2375 and encodes 687 amino acids. Lineage: Eukaryota; Viridiplantae; Streptophyta; Magnoliopsida; Brassicales; Brassicaceae. The transcript is spliced from 9 exons. The record is from RefSeq and is a predicted model, not a curated record. Gene Ontology annotation, cellular component: nucleus.